Molecule: messenger RNA, 3849 nt
Organism: Seminavis robusta
Lineage: Eukaryota; Bacillariophyta; Bacillariophyceae; Naviculales; Naviculaceae
Source: the annotation of a GenBank genome assembly
AUGUCGGAGACCGCAGCAGGAAAAAGCUUGACCAAAGAGAGACCUCUAGCCAACAACCGUUUGUAUCAUCGAGAGCAGUUGGUUCAAUCUGUGCGAAAGAGUGCUGCUGGAAGUGGUCAGGCAAACUUGGCAGCAAAAGGGAAGAAGAAAAAGUCUCGUCGCAACGCUCACGAUGGAUUUGAAUACGCCAUUCAGCCCGAUGGACAGUUGCUGGGAGAGCAUUUAUGGAAGGAAAAUCAAGAGCAACGCAAGACGAACGGCUUUGGAGGAAGACAACAACAACAACAACAACAACAGCCACCCUUGGCUGCCUCUCAAAUGAAAUGGACUCUCAACAAACUCAAAGCCGAGCUUGGAGCCUCGCAAUUGAGACACGACAUUCGAAGCAAGCUUCCUCCAGAGCCUGUUGUCAAACCAAAACAAAUCAUCUCGCUCUACGAACCAACGCCAAAGGAUGUUCCAUCUUCUUCUUUUUCACCGACCAAAACACACUCACAAAAUCCACCACUAAAGGAAAAUUCUAGAGAAAACUCACAACCAGAAAAGUCGUUCAAUCCCUACAGCAACAAGGCUCGUCAGUCGAAAACUCCAGCGGACGUUGUCUCUUCUACAUCAUGUAGCUUCAACAACUCGUAUUCGUAUUCCAAGCCAAAUCCGCAACCAUUUGCUGCGACAAGCCAGCCACACCCACAGAUCAAUCCUACUACAUGCCACUCAAAUCAUCAAGUCCAAUCGAGACCAGCAAGAGUGUCAGACGCUUUCCAAGACGAUGAGUUUGCCGACGACUUGGAUGAUGUCCUCGCAAAUAUAGAUGAAAAUUCACUCGUCACAUCAAAGCCAGCAACACAACCUUUUCGUCGAGUCACAACAUCAGAUGAAGUUAUUGACGUUGACGUUGACGAAAUCUACAGUGGCAGUAGUGGAACUGGUCACGUUGGAUUCGACUAUGGCGAUGCAUCUUACUCCGCAAACAAAACUAGCAGUAACAACCACUACAACCAACCCGAUCGCUUUGUGAACGACACAGAUACAACAGCAGCGCCACUUUGCCCUGGUCACAAUCUACCAUGCAGAAUACUCACGUCUCGCACUGAGGCAAACAAUGGACGCCAGUUCUACAAAUGCUCUGUACCAGCACAAGAAGAUCAAUGCGAGUUCUUUGAGUGGGCUGACCAACCGAAUGAUGGUGGUUUCCAAGGAAACAACUCUCAUCAACCACCAAAUCCUUCCUACAACAAUGGCAACACCUCUUACAAUACCAAUGAUCCCUAUGGCGAUGCCACAGGAAGCGACAGUGCUCCGCUCUGCCCCGGACACAACCUACCAUGCAAGACACUCACAGCAAAAACCGCAGCAAAUUCAGGGAGGCAAUUUUACGCGUGUCCUGUCCCAGCACAAGAUGAUCGAUGCGACUUUUUUGAGUGGGUAGAUGGUGGUGCCGGUACAGCAAACAACAGCACAACAACUGAAUUCUCCUCCAAUUGGGUUCAAAAGUCAAUGCCUGGAGGACCGCCUCCUACGCCACUCGCCGGCUGCAAAGAUAUUCAUGCAGAAAACAAACGCGUCUUUGGACACAAGAGCUUUCGGCCAGGACAACAAGGCAUCAUCCAACAGGCUGUUAGUGGCAAAGAUGUCUUCGUCUUGAUGCCCACGGGCGGAGGCAAGUCACUGUGCUAUCAAUUGCCUGCUUGGUGUUGUCCUGGCUUGAGCGUUGUCAUUUCCCCUUUGCUCAGCCUCAUUCAAGAUCAAGUCCAAAGCAUGACAAAGCUGGGUGUCACGUCAGUCUUCAUCAAUUCAUCCCAAGAUUACGAAACGGAGCAACGAGUCAUCACACGUCAACUCAACGCGACAACUGCUACAAGUGGCGUCAAGCUCCUCUAUUUGACACCAGAAAAGCUACGACAUUCCACCAUGAUUCAAGGGAUACUGUCAAGGCUCUAUCAAAACAACCUUCUGAGUCGGUUCGUGAUCGAUGAGGCACAUUGUUUGAGUGAUUGGGGCCACGAUUUUAGACCCGAUUACUCCAAUCUAAACAUCUUGCGGGAAUCGUAUCCAAAUGUCCCGAUUAUGGCGCUCACAGCGACGGCGAACGAAAAAGUCGUGCUAGAUGCUAUUCGCGCUUUGAGAAUGAAGGAGGAUUGCUACCGCUACAAGUCAAGCUUCAAUCGCCCAAACCUGCAUUACGAGGUCCGCAAGAAGGACAACAAAGCUGAGGAUUCCAUUUGCGACUACAUUGUUCGGCAGUACACAGAAAACUCUCAUGCUAGUGGAGUCAUCUACUGUCUCAGUCGGAAAGAUUGCGAGAAGCUGUCAGAGUCCCUUACGAAAAAACUGAGAGAGCGGAGCUUGCCCCGCAUCAAGGUAUCCUUUUAUCAUGCCGACUUGGACGCCACUGAACGACAGCGGCGACAUUCACAAUGGAGCAACGGCACGCUGAGUGUUCUCUGUGCGACGAUUGCCUUUGGUAUGGGGAUCGACAAGCCAGACGUUCGCUUUGUCAUACACUAUUCGAUGCCAAAGUCUAUCACCCACUACUACCAAGAGAGCGGCCGUGCAGGUCGAGACGGUGAAAGGGCUGACUGUAUCCUAUACUACUCUUACAAGGACAAGCAAAUCCUCGAGGGCAUGAUAAAAAAGUCGGCGGCAGAUCCCUAUGGACCAAGCACUCGACGCAAAAUUGAUCAGCUUUACACUUGCCUCCGCUAUUGCGAGAACGACUUUGAAUGUCGACGGACAUUGCAACUGCAGUUCUUUGGCGAGUCCUUCUGCAGGACCAAAUGCCGCGGAACGUGUGACAACUGUCGUGCGGCGCGUGAAAUUGACAACCGUGAUUUGACCGACGCUGCGAAAGCGCUCCUCAAUCUGCUAGCGUCCGUUCAGGCUCAGAAGAAAAAAGGCUUGGGUGUUACUCUGCUGCAGCUAACAGAGCUUUUUCGAGGUUCCAAAGCGAAGAGCGCAACCAAGUUCUUGAACCUUUCUCGGCUUCGAGGGUACGGAGAUGCUGCCAAAUUUAACCUGAAGAAGAAACAAGACAUUGAUAGAGUGGCCCAUGCCAUGAUCUAUGGGCGCGUCAUCACAGAAGCAAGCGAGCAAAACGGCCAAGGGUACUCGACGGACUACGUGCAACCGGGGGAGCACGCAACUGCAAUCUGCAACGGUGGAAGACGCUUUUACGUGGAAUUUGCAAAGGAUCAGAAGAAGGCUGCAGCAAUGCGAUCCAAGUCACCUAAGAAAAAGGCAGCUACUCGAAAGAAGAGAUCGUCCAGCAGCAGCGCCAAAUCUGAGAAGAACCCUGAGGUGUACGCGUUGUUUGACGAAGAUGAUGGCGACGAUGACGAGGACGCUGGUGUAGAUGGUCAAGCUAGCGGGUCGGAUCCAACCGGGAUUCCUGCUGUACUUCCUCCGGACGCCACCCUGGAACUCCAGAGACGAAUUCGAAAAGUCGUUACCAUGUGGGCGGACGAGGAGCGCCUAAUGGGCAACAAUGUGUAUUACUGGCAUAUUAUGAAGAACGAAGUCAUCAAAACCGUUGCCCACCAGUGCCCGACAACUCUGGACGAGCUCAAGGCACUCGAUGGAUUGGGAGAGCAAAAGUUCAAAGAGUAUGGUGAGCGGCUGAUGAAGAUCAUUCAAAACUUCGUACAAACCGAAAACAUGGAACCUCAUCUCGAGAAGAAACGAAGUGCUCAAGGACCUAAAAAGCGCAAGGCAGAGCUCUCGCAUCAGAAUCCUCCAUCCAAAGCCGCCAAAGGAUCUGUUGCGUCGUCCAAGUCUGCACCUGCCAACCCAGACGAUGAAUUUCCCAUGGAUGAUUUCCCAGACCUUGACGGUGUGGUGCUGCCCUACUAA